UUCACCACUUAAAAAUAAAAAAAAAAUAAAACAAAAAUCCGGCAUUGCAUUUGCUGCUAGUGCGGCGGCGACGGCGGCGGUGGCGGUGGCUGCUGCGACAUUUCUCUUACUGACUACACAGUCGUAUACUCACGUGAAGCUAACUACUUCAUUCGGCUUGUUUUGCUUUAAUUCGACGGCUCGAACCACCUGCAGAUCCAGAGAGCUUCAGUGCUGAAUGGUUGGGUGCAUUUGUGGUUUUUGAGGUGAAGACUUGGGGGUAUGGAGGCGUAAACUGUGGUCUGGAUUCAGCUUGCUUGAGAGUUUGGAGCAGCUGAAUUUUGUGGUAAUGUUGAAGUAGUUGGUUCUGCUGCAGGUUGAUUUUGUUGCAAAUUGUGGCUGUUUUGGAUUUGGUGUCUGGAUUGUGGUGAAUGGUUAAAUGAGCUGAGGUAAGCGGGGAAAAUUUGGUGUUUUAGUUGUGCUUUCAUUUCUGGAAGAGGAAUUGUUUGUAAUUUGGGUCGAUUCUUGUUGGUCAUUAUGAUGUGAUUGCAGAGGAGGUAGAAAGGAUUAGGGUUUCGUUAUCUUCAUUGGUAAUGUGAAUUGGAAAUGAGUUGUGGAUUAGGGUAAAGAAUGAUCCAUUUCUAGGAUUAAAUUGCUGAUUGAUCUAUAUUAUCUUCACCAUGUUUGAAGUUCUGAGAGGAUUUGAUUGAAGGCGUUGUGGGAGUAAAUUUGAUUUGUGAGGUGUGGAGUCAAGCCAUGCCUGCAUCUCUUGCGACGAAGAUUUCUCGUCAGAGGGAGCUGAGGGAGGAUAAUCACUUGAGAGGUUGGAGCCUGGAAAGCGGGAUUCGUUCGUUGGAGAAGGAUGAUGAUCUUAUUCUAUUUAACGAGGCACAAAACAAGGAGAAGGAGAGUUUCUUGCUUCAGCAGAACGACAAAUUCGAUGAUAUUUUCUCGACAAAAUUGAGAUAUUUCUCGGAUUACAAGCUUGGAAUUUCCAUUCCUGCUCGGGGAGAGAGUAGUGACAUGCUCAAUGCUGAAGGAGAUAAAAAUGACUAUGAUUGGCUGAUAACUCCUCCCGAAACCCCUCUCUUUACUUCUUUAGAUGGUGAGGCUUCACCAGCCACUCUUGCACCACGAGGCAGGCCUAGGAGUCAACCUAUUUCGAUCUCUAGAGCAUCUACGAUUGAGAAAGGAGGUUAUAGGAGUGCCAGGGGUAGUGCUAGCCCUCUUCGCCAUAGUCCAUCUCCUCGAUCCGGCACUAGUCCCCUGCAGUCAAGAAGCCAACCAUUUUCUGCCACUCAUUCAAGUCCACCUCCAACUUCGCGAAAUUCUUAUCUAUCAAGCAGGCUGUCUCCCCCACCUACUAAACCAACACCUGCCUCAGCACCCCGCACAUUGACACCCAGAAGAAUGAGCACUGGUUCAACUGGUGCUAGUACACCGUCAAAAGCAAGAGGCACCUCCCCCAGCAAGACAACCCGGGGGAACUCUACUUCACCCAAAAUUAAUGCAUGGCAAUCAAGCAUUCCUGACUUCAACCUAGAAGCACCUCCUAAUCUUCGGACAUCACUGGCCGAUAGACCGGCAUCAUAUUUGAGAGGGUCCUCACCAGCAUCCAGAAAUAGUUCCAGAUCUGGAAGACAAUCUAUGUCUCCAACUGCUUCAAGAAGCGUCAGUUCAUCUCAUAGCCAUGAGAUGGAGAAGUUCCGUACCUACAGCAGAGGUUCUGUUGUAUCAUCUUUUGAUGACGAGGUAGAUUCUCUGCAUUCCAUUCCUGUCAGCAGUUCAGAAUGCUCAGCCCCAAGGAGCUCCGGUUCUUUCCAAAAUAAUCGAGCUGUGGGAUUUUCAAAGAAACCAGCUAAAGUGUCAAGUUCUGCCCCUAAAAGGUCCUUUGACUUGGCACUUCGACAAAUGGAGCGGAAAGGGCCUCAAAAUAUGUUCAGACCCCUGUUGUCCAGUGUUCCCACUUCAACAUUUUAUGUGGGAAAAGCCCAUCAUCGGGCUCUAACAUCGAGAAAUUCUUCCAUCACAACUAGCAGUAAUGCCAGCUCUGAUCAGGGAACAACUGCUGCAAUUGAUACUGAAGAAAGUGAGCAAAACCAGGAGGUGACCAGCAACAUUGUGAAAGGGCAAUUUUCAACUGUCCAAGACGAGGUUUUUGUCAUGGAUCAGAUUGAUUCUUCAAAUGUAACUUCUGAGAACCAAAUAGAAGAGGAAUCAUUUGCUUAUCGACGAUCAGGAAAAGAUGGCCCCUCUGUAGUCAGUUCUCACUCUGGUGUUGCUGAAGCUAGUAGCCAAUUUGACACUGCCACAGCUGUGGAAUCUGAUGGUGGAAUCAUGGAUGGAAAAUAUGAAUCUUUACAUGUUGAGGGGGUUUUGGAUGUCGAAAUAUGCUCAAAAUGCAAUCGCAAGUUUCAUGUUAGUGAAUUAGUAAGGGAAGGAGAUUUACGGAUUUGUCAGGAAUGCAAGAGCUUGGGAGUGAAUUCGACUGAAAUAGUUCGAGCAAAACAAGUCAAAGCUGAUGAACAUGCUGGAAGCAACUUUGUUCAGAAUGCGGAGGGUUUGACAGUUGAGGAUUUAAAUCCAUCCACCUCAAUACCCGAAACAGCAAUACAGUAUGUUGACAACUUCGAAAACAACAGUCAGCAUCCAUUUAGUGAGUCGAUCAAGGAUCUUGCUGUAACACUGAUUGAAGAACAAGACAAGAUUAAUCACUAUGUGAAUGCUGGCUCAAGCCAUCAACAAUCGUUGCAGUCUGGAAACUCUUUGGAUUCAAAGGUCGAUAUCUCUGAAGGGACGGGCAUAUCACUGGUAUUAAAGAGAUCCAGCAGCGGCAGCAGAGGCUGUUUUGUUCAAAGUAGGAGUUUUACAGCAAGUAAUACAAGUUUCAAAGAUUUUUCCUACGUGAGGGAUAGUUUAAAUGGCAUGAGAAGCUCCAUUGGGCGUAGUAGUGCUUCUGUAUCAUCGUCUGUUGAUCUAGGAUCUUCUAGGCAAACAGAAACACGGAAUCACGGGCAAUUAAGUAGCCAAAAAUCUGAUAUGGAGAGUCACAGGCAUGAGAUGAUUUCAGAGCACAAACGUUCCCUCUCAUCUUCAUCUGGUGCUUCAGGCCACACAUCUCAGGUCCCUAGUGUAACUCCAAGUUAUCCAGAUGAUUGCGAGGUAAUCGCUACAAAUAAUUUCAACAAAGAAGUUGGGGUUGUGAUAAGUGUAGAUUUGCACUGUCAAACAAUAGCUGAUGAAGGCAUGGAAGCUGAAAGUACCUGUACUGAUGUCGAAAGCAAUACUCUAGUAAAAACUGCUGUGGAACUAUCAAGCCAAUUGAAAGAUGACCAGACAGGGGAUACUCACAUGGUCUCGAUUAUGACUACUGAAGAACAAGGAUUACAUGAGAAUGUAGACAGCCAUGGCCCAACUCAAAAGGAAGAUGCAACACAAAAUUCUUGUGUUAACACGAUCGAUGCUGUGGAAUUUCCCUAUCCGAGCUCUUUAGAUGCAAUAUCGAAAAUGGAAAGUGAGAAUCCUGAGAUUUUAUCUGCUGGAUUACAAUCUGAAGUUGAUUCCCCCAAUUUGAAGCGCACGACUGAAUUUCCAGAUGCUUGUGUUUCAGUUGUAUGCGAUGAUGUCACAACAGCAACUAUUGACACACAUCCUGAAAAUGGUGUGCUCGGAGAAUCGAGCAGCGCAAUGGAAGACAUGGGUGGAGCAAAGUCUAGAGGCCUCACCUUAGAAGAAGCUGCCGACUCCAUCCUCUUUUGUCGAUCAAUUGUCCACAAUCUGGCAUACAAAGCAGCGAACAUAGCAAUAGACAAAGAGAGCCCACCGGUGGAAGUUCUUCAACCGGCACUAACUUUCGUCAGCAAAUCCACCCAAGACAGAAGAGAAAUGCAUUCAAGAAAGCACAUCUCCAAACUCAAAGCCCAGCAAAAAAAAUUGGAAGCAGACCAUCCUAAACUUCCUCUGGUUAUGGAAGAGAACCAUGUGAAGUCCACUCCCCACGUCGUCGUGUCUCCUAGUAAGGGUGACACCUCAAUUCCUCCGAAGCUUGAAUCCAAGUGCAACUGCACCAUAAUGUAGCCGUGCUUCGUCGACCCAAACAUCCGCAGUGGUCGCGACCUUUCUGGAAAUAAAAGGACAAACAGCAAACAGUCCUUUGAUCAGAAAUUUGAAAGCUUCAAUGAAGCUUUAACGAAUCAGCUGCCGACAAGGGUAUGCUGUCCAAGUUGUGAGGUCUAGCAAGGAGAAUAGAUCCUCAUAUGCACCCAAAGAAGGUGUGCGCUACGAUGGAAUCUACAGGAUCGGAAAGUGUUGGCGCAAGACUGGGACUGAGGGGUUCAAGCUCUGCCGAUGUCUUUUUGCACGUUGUGAUAAUGAUCCUUCACCAUCGACAAGUGACAUCCAUGGCGACCGUCCGUGUGCUCAAUCGAGUCGGAAAAUAGGUCGGCUAAUCGAUGAGCUGCAGUGCAGUAUGCAUCUACAGGUAAUAAAGUUCAUUUAUUUUAUGUGAUUUAUUGAUAAUCAGAACAAAGUAAGUUUAAGUCGAGGAAACUAAAAUGUUUCAAUCCACCGAGUUCCUUGUAAAGGACAUGGGGAGGCGGAUUAGGUUGAUGCUCGGAUCCCUUCUUAACAUGAUACCAGAGCUAACCCGAUUAUCCUGUUUAAA
Messenger RNA from Andrographis paniculata, 4642 nucleotides. RefSeq lists its product as uncharacterized. Lineage: Eukaryota; Viridiplantae; Streptophyta; Magnoliopsida; Lamiales; Acanthaceae. The transcript is spliced from 11 exons. Gene Ontology annotation, cellular component: cortical microtubule. The record is from RefSeq and is a predicted model, not a curated record. Bases 736 to 4056 code for a protein of 1106 amino acids. Gene Ontology annotation, biological process: cortical microtubule organization.